Molecule: messenger RNA, 12564 nt
Organism: Ailuropoda melanoleuca (giant panda)
Lineage: Eukaryota; Metazoa; Chordata; Mammalia; Carnivora; Ursidae
Gene: CSMD3
Product: CUB and Sushi multiple domains 3
Source: RefSeq, a predicted model, not a curated record
AAGACAGAAUCCAGAGUAGCAGAGACUUUGUGCCCCCGUUGGAGAGAUGGUUGAGUCCUCGUCAAGGUUGCUGUGGUAUCCCAGAAACACCAUUCACUCCGAGCUGUGACCGCGCACCAACAACAGCAACAACUCCACUGCGCCGGGCUGAGGAGCAGGAAUUAGGAGCUCGCGAAUAAUAUGAAAGGGAUCCGCAAAGGGGAAAGCCGAGCAAAGGAAUCCAAACCCGGGGAGCCUGGCACGAGAAGAUGCGCUAAAUGUGGCCGCCUAGACUUCAUCCUGAUGAAGAAAAUGGGGAUUAAAAGUGGAUUUACGUUUUGGAAUCUCGUCUUCUUAUUGACGGUGUCUUGUGUGAAAGGAUUUAUUUAUACAUGUGGUGGAACUUUAAAAGGACUUAAUGGCACUAUAGAAAGCCCUGGUUUUCCAUAUGGAUAUCCAAAUGGUGCAAACUGUACAUGGGUAAUAAUAGCAGAAGAACGGAAUAGAAUACAAAUUGUUUUUCAGUCAUUUGCUCUAGAAGAAGAAUAUGACUACUUAUCCUUAUAUGAUGGACAUCCUCAUCCUACAAACUUUAGGACAAGGUUAACAGGAUUCCAUCUGCCACCGCCAGUGACAAGCACUAAAUCUGUGUUCUCACUACGUUUGACCAGUGAUUUUGCAGUUAGCGCUCAUGGGUUUAAAGUAUAUUAUGAAGAAUUGCAGAGUAGCUCUUGUGGAAACCCAGGAGUCCCACCCAAAGGUGUAUUAUAUGGUACACGGUUUGAUGUUGGGGACAAGAUCCGCUACAGCUGUGUAACUGGAUAUAUUCUUGAUGGCCACCCUCAACUCACCUGUAUAGCCAAUUCAGUGAAUACAGCCUCAUGGGAUUUUCCUGUUCCCAUCUGCAGAGCAAGGACUCUUUGCAGUGGCCUUGCCCUUAUAGGGACCAUCUGCUUGGACCCUGUGGCCAUGGCUCUGGGCUACUCCAUUCUUCAAAAUUUAGAUGGUGGAAACCAUGCCUCCAUUGCUCUUCUGGACAGGGGUAGGGUCUUCGUGGCUUUGAGUAUACUAGCCCAUGGCUUUGGGUUAUCUGGGAUGAAUAUACCACCACCAAUUAUCAGCAACAAAAACUGGCUCAGGCUUCAUUUUGUUACAGACAGCAAUCACCGAUAUCGUGGAUUUAGUGCUCCAUAUCAAGGUUCUUCUACAUUGGCCCACACUACCUCCACUGGUGAGUUAGAGGAGCAUAACAGGACUACCACUGGUGCUUUUGCUGUUGCUAGCACAUCUGCAGAUGUUACUGUAUCCAGUGUUACAGCUGUCACCAUCCAUAGACUAUCCGAGGAACAGCGAGUGCAAGUUACGAAUCUCAGAAAUUCAGGUCUGGACCCCAACACGUCCAAGGACGGGCUCUCUCCUCAUCAAGCAGAUACACAGAGUACAAGGAGAAGACCAAGAAAUGCUGAACAGAUAGAAAGAACUAAAGAGCUUGCAGUUGUUACUCAUAGAGUGAAAAAGGCCAUAGAUUUUAAAUCUAGAGGAUUUAAAUUGUUUCCAGGGAAAGACAACAGCAACAAGUUUUCUAUCUUAAAUGAGGGAGGUAUUAAAACAGCUUCCAAUCUAUGCCCAGAUCCAGGAGAACCAGAAAAUGGAAAGAGAGUUGGAUCAGAUUUUAGCCUUGGAUCAACUGUGCAAUUCUCUUGUGAUGAAGAUUAUGUCUUACAAGGCGCUAAGAGCAUCACCUGUCAACGGAUAGCUGAAGUCUUUGCUGCUUGGAGCGAUCAUAGGCCUGUAUGUAAAGUGAAGACAUGUGGCUCUAAUCUUCAAGGACCAAGUGGCACCUUUACGUCUCCCAACUUCCCAUUCCAGUAUGACAGCAAUGCACAGUGCGUCUGGGUCAUCACAGCAGUGAAUACAAAUAAGGUUAUACAGAUAAAUUUUGAAGAAUUUGAUCUGGAGAUUGGCUAUGAUACCUUAACGAUUGGUGAUGGAGGUGAAGUUGGAGAUCCCAGGACAGUGCUUCAAGUGCUGACUGGAAGCUUUGUGCCCGACUUGAUAGUGAGCAUGAGUAGCCAAAUGUGGCUGCACCUUCAAACAGAUGAAAGUGUGGGAUCUGUUGGCUUCAAGGUGAACUACAAAGAAAUUGAAAAAGAAAGUUGUGGUGAUCCUGGUACACCCUUAUAUGGAAUUAGGGAAGGCGAUGGAUUUUCUAAUCGUGAUGUUUUAAGGUUCGAAUGCCAGUUUGGGUUUGAAUUAAUUGGAGAGAAAUCCAUUGUUUGUCAAGAGAAUAACCAAUGGUCUGCAAACAUACCCAUCUGUAUCUUUCCUUGUCUGUCUAACUUUACUGCACCGAUGGGAACAGUGCUUUCUCCUGAUUACCCAGAAGGGUAUGGAAAUAAUUUAAACUGCAUCUGGACAAUAAUCUCUGAUCCAGGGAGCCGGAUACAUCUUUCUUUUAAUGACUUUGAUCUGGAAUCUCAGUUUGACUUCCUUGCUGUUAAAGAUGGUGAUUCUUCAGACUCCCCAAUUCUUGGAACCUUUACUGGGGCUGAGGUGCCUUCCCAUCUUACUAGUAAUAGUCAUAUACUGCGAUUGGAAUUUCAAGCGGACCACUCAAUGUCGGGACGUGGCUUUAACAUCACUUAUAACAGUAAAUUUCAGACUGAACUAAAUUAUGAUGUUCUGGAAGUCCAUGAUGGACCAAAUCUUCUGUCACCCUUGCUUGGAUCCUACAAUGGUACACAAGUGCCCCAGUUUCUAUUCAGUAGCAGUAAUUUUAUAUACCUUCUAUUUACAACAGACAACAGCCGUUCUAAUAAUGGUUUCAAGAUUCAUUAUGAAAGUGUUACAGUGAACACUUAUUCUUGCUUGGACCCUGGCAUUCCUGUACAUGGCCGUCGCUACGGUCAUGAUUUCUCCAUAGGUUCUACUGUUUCAUUUAGUUGUGAUCCAGGAUACAGGUUGAGCCAUGAAGAGCCUCUUCUGUGUGAGAAAAACCACUGGUGGAGUCAUCCACUCCCAACCUGUGAUGCUUUAUGUGGUGGAGAUGUUCGAGGGCCUAGUGGAACAAUCUUAUCACCUGGUUACCCGGAAUUUUAUCCAAAUUCUCUGAAUUGUACAUGGACUGUUGAUGUAACUCAUGGAAAAGAAUAUAACCUCGAACCUUGUGAAGAUCCUAGAAUUCCUCAAUAUGGUAACAGAAUUGGGUUCAACUUUGGGGUUGGUGACACUCUGACCUUCUCGUGCUCAUCAGGUUACCGACUGGAAGGGACGUCAGAGAUCAUCUGUCUUGGUGGUGGCCGACGAGUGUGGAGUGCGCCUCUGCCAAGGUGUGUGGCUGAAUGUGGUGCCUCUGCAACAAAUAAUGAAGGAAUUUUGCUUUCUCCAAAUUAUCCACUCAACUAUGAAAACAACCAUGAAUGCAUUUAUAGUAUUCAGGUUCAAGCAGGAAAGGGAAUCAAUAUUUCAGCCAGAACAUUUCAUUUAGCACAAGGAGAUGUUCUUAAGAUUUAUGAUGGAAAAGAUAAAACGACUCAUCUACUAGGUGCAUUUACUGGUGCAUCUAUGCGAGGAUUGACACUUAGCAGUACUUCAAAUCAACUCUGGCUAGAAUUUAAUUCUGAUUCUGAAGGGACAGAUGAAGGUUUUCAACUUGUCUAUACCAGUUUUGAACUUUCACAUUGUGAGGAUCCUGGCAUUCCACAAUUUGGAUACAAGAUCAGUGACCAAGGCCACUUUGCUGGUAGCACUAUUAUUUAUGGAUGCAAUCCAGGCUACACUCUUCAUGGCAGUAGCCUUCUCAAGUGCAUGACAGGGGAGAGAAGGGCCUGGGACUAUCCUCUGCCUUCCUGUAUUGCUGAAUGUGGAGGUCGUUUUAAAGGAGAAUCAUCAGGAAGAAUCUUAUCUCCUGGUUAUCCCUUUCCAUAUGACAAUAAUCUGCGUUGCAUGUGGGUGAUUGAGGUCGAUCCAGGAAACAUUGUCAGCCUACAGUUUCUUGCUUUUGAUACGGAAGCAUCACAUGAUAUACUCCGAGUUUGGGAUGGUCCACCAGAAAACGAGAUGCUCCUGAAGGAAAUCAGUGGAUCUCUUAUUCCUGAAGGGAUCCAUAGCACUCUCAACAUAGUAACCAUCCAGUUCGACACAGAUUUCUAUAUCAGCAAAUCUGGAUUUGCAAUUCAGUUUUCAAGUUCUGUUGCCACUGCGUGUCGUGACCCAGGAGUUCCCAUGAAUGGGACUCGAAAUGGGGAUGGACGAGAACCUGGGGACACUGUUGUUUUUCAAUGUGACCCAGGAUAUGAGCUUCAAGGAGAGGAAAGAAUAACCUGCAUUCAGGUAGAAAAUCGAUACUUCUGGCAGCCCAGCCCACCAGUCUGUAUAGCACCCUGUGGAGGCAAUUUAACAGGAUCUUCAGGCUUUAUUCUUUCACCAAAUUUCCCUCAUCCAUAUCCCCAUAGCAGAGACUGUGACUGGACUAUCACUGUCAACACUGACUAUGUUAUCUCCUUGGCAUUUAUCAGUUUUAGCAUAGAACCUAACUAUGACUUCCUCUAUAUAUAUGAUGGACCAGACAGUAAUAGCCCACUGAUUGGAAGUUUUCAAGACAGCAAGUUACCGGAGAGAAUAGAAAGCAGCUCAAAUACUAUGCAUUUGGCUUUUCGGAGUGAUGGAUCUGUUAGUUACACUGGAUUUCAUUUAGAAUAUAAAGCAAAACUUCGAGAGUCCUGCUUUGAUCCAGGCAAUAUAAUGAAUGGCACCAGACUUGGAAUGGAUUAUAAAUUAGGAUCAACAGUCACCUAUUACUGUGAUGCUGGUUAUGUUCUUCAAGGUUAUUCGACACUCACCUGUAUCAUGGGAGAUGAUGGAAGACCUGGAUGGAAUAGAGCCUUACCAAGUUGUCAUGCACCCUGUGGAAGUCGUUCAACAGGUUCAGAAGGCACUGUUCUGUCACCAAACUAUCCAAAAAAUUACAGUGUUGGACAUAAUUGUGUUUAUUCUAUAGCAGUUCCCAAGGAGUUUGUGGUGUUUGGCCAGUUUGUAUUUUUCCAGACAUCACUCCACGAUGUUGUUGAGGUGUAUGAUGGGCCAACUCAGCAAUCUUCUCUGUUAUCUUCCCUCUCAGGAUCCCAUUCAGGAGAAUCACUUCCACUGAGUUCAGGUAAUCAGAUCACAAUUCGAUUUACUUCAGUUGGACCAAUAACAGCUAAGGGAUUUCACUUUGUUUAUCAAGCUGUUCCUAGAACAAGUUCCACACAAUGCAGUUCUGUGCCUGAACCAAGAUUUGGAAGAAGGAUUGGCAAUGAAUUUGCGGUUGGCUCAUUGGUUCUUUUUGAAUGUAAUCCAGGAUAUAUCCUCCAUGGAUCCAUUGCAAUUAGGUGUGAUACAGUGCCCAAUUCUUUGGCCCAAUGGAAUGAUUCUUUACCUACCUGUAUUGUGCCCUGUGGUGGAAUUUUAACUAAACGCAAAGGGACUAUUUUGUCUCCUGGAUACCCUGAGCCUUAUGACAACAAUCUGAAUUGUGUAUGGAAGAUCACAGUGCCAGAGGGAGCUGGCAUUCAAGUGCAAGUUGUCAGCUUUGCUACAGAACAUAAUUGGGAUUCUCUGGACUUUUAUGAUGGGGGAGACAACAAUGCUCCACGACUUGGAAGUUAUUCAGGAACAACAAUACCCCAUCUGUUGAAUAGUACGUCUAAUAAUCUGUAUCUAAAUUUUCAAUCAGACAUCAGUGUUUCUGCUGCAGGAUUUCACCUUGAAUACACAGCAAUUGGUUUGGACUCCUGUCCUGAACCACAAACUCCUAGCAGUGGAAUGAAAAUUGGAGACAGAUAUAUGGUUGGUGAUGUGGUAUCCUUUCAGUGUGAUCAAGGAUAUUCUCUACAGGGUCAUUCUCACAUUACAUGUAUGCCAGGACCUGUAAGAAGAUGGAAUUAUCCAAUCCCAAUUUGUUUGGCUCAGUGUGGUGGUGCUAUGUCAGAUUUCAGCGGUGUGAUCCUCAGCCCUGGGUUUCCUGGAAACUACCCUAGCAGUUUAGAUUGCACGUGGACAAUAAAGCUGCCCGUAGGUUUUGGCGUACAUCUCCAGUUUGUCAAUUUUUCUACAGAAACGAUACAUGAUUAUUUGGAAGUAAGAAGUGGAUCUUCAGAAACUAGUACUGUUAUUGGCCGACUUAGUGGUCCUCAAAUACCAUCUUCCCUAUUUAGUACGACCCAUGAAACCAGUUUGUAUUUUCACAGUGACUAUUCACAAAACAAACAAGGGUUCCACAUUGUAUACCAAGCAUAUCAGUUGCAAAGCUGUCCUGAUCCACGCCCGUUUCGAAAUGGUUUUGUAAUUGGCAAUGAUUUUACUGUGGGUCAGACCAUUUCAUUUGAAUGUUUCCCUGGAUACACACUAAUUGGAAAUUCAGCUCUCACUUGCCUUCAUGGAGUGAGUCGUAAUUGGAAUCAUCCACUUCCAAGGUGUGAAGCUCUUUGUGGAGGAAAUAUAACUGCAAUGAAUGGCACUGUUUAUUCUCCUGGGUAUCCCGAUGAAUAUCCUAACUUUCAGGACUGUUUUUGGCUUGUGAGAGUACCUCCUGGGAAUGGAAUCUACAUCAAUUUUACUGUCCUUCAAACAGAACCAAUCUAUGAUUUCAUUACUGUAUGGGAUGGACCAGACCAAAACUCACCUCAGAUUGGGCAGUUCAGUGGCAAUACAGCUUUGGAAUCAGUCUAUAGCACUUCAAAUCAGAUUCUAAUCAAAUUUCACAGUGAUUUCACAACAAGUGGCUUUUUUGUGCUCAGUUACCACGCUUAUCAACUAAGAGUGUGCCAGCCUCCACCACCUGUACCCAAUGCUGAAAUUUUGACAGAAGAUGAUGAAUUCGAAAUAGGUGACAUUAUUAGGUAUCAGUGUCUUCCAGGAUUUACUUUGGUUGGCAAUGCAAUUCUGACAUGCAGAUUAGGAGAACGACUCCAGAUGGAUGGAGCACCUCCAGUUUGUCAGGUGCUCUGCCCCGCCAAUGAAUUACGGCUAGAUUCCACAGGAGUCAUAUUGAGCCCUGGAUAUCCUGACAGUUACCCAAAUCUUCAAAUGUGUGCCUGGAGCAUCUCAGUAGAAAAAGGAUAUAAUAUCAGCAUGUUUGUAGAGUUCUUCCAGACAGAAAAGGAAUUUGAUGUUCUUCAGGUGUAUGAUGGACCAAAUAUUCAAAGUCCAGUGCUUAUUUCCCUCAGUGGAGAUUACUCUUCUGCUUUUAAUAUAACAAGCAAUGGUCACGAAGUAUUUCUGCAAUGGUCAGCAGAUCAUGGCAAUAACAAAAAAGGCUUCCGGAUAAGAUAUAUAGCUUUCUACUGUAGUACACCAGAAUCUCCACCUCAUGGAUACAUUAUCAGUCAGACAGGUGGACAACUUAAUAGUGUGGUCCGCUGGGCCUGUGACCGAGGAUUCCGACUUGUUGGGAAAAGCAGUGCUGUGUGCAGAAAGUCUUCCUAUGGGUAUCAUGCAUGGGAUGCGCCGGUCCCUGCUUGUCAAGCAAUUUCCUGUGGGAUUCCUAAAGCUCCAACAAAUGGAGGAAUACUCACAACAGACUACUUGGUAGGAACCCGAGUUACCUAUUUUUGUAAUGAUGGAUAUAGAUUGUCAUCUAAGGAACUUACCACAGCCAUAUGUCAAUCAGAUGGAACUUGGAGCAAUCAUAACAAGACCCCUCGCUGUGUUGUUGUUACAUGUCCAAGCAUCAAUUCCUUUACCUUGGAACACGGAAGAUGGCGAAUUGUGAAUGGCUCCCAUUAUGAAUACAAAACUAAGGUAGUUUUCAGCUGUGAUCCUGGUUAUCAUGGACUAGGUCCUGCUUCUAUCGAAUGUCUUCCUAAUGGUACCUGGAGUUGGAGAAAUGAAAGACCGUAUUGCCAAAUUAUUUCCUGUGGAGAACUACCUACACCUCCAAAUGGAAAUAAGAUUGGAACUCAAACUUCAUAUGGCUCCACGGCCAUCUUUACCUGUGACUCCGGAUUCAUGCUUGUGGGCUCUGCAGUACGGGAAUGCCUUUCUUCAGGUCUUUGGAGUGGAUCUGAAACCAAAUGCCUAGCGGGUCACUGUGGAAUUCCAGAGCUCAUUGUGAAUGGUCAAGUCAUUGGAGAAAAUUAUGGAUACAGAGACACAGUUGUUUAUCAAUGUAAUCCUGGUUUUCGAUUGAUUGGUUCUUCAGUGAGAAUAUGUCAACAGGAUCACAACUGGUCUGGUCAGCUGCCAUCCUGUGUGCCUGUUAGCUGUGGUCACCCUGGUAGUCCAAUUUAUGGAAGAACAAGUGGUAAUGGAUUCAACUUUAAUGAUGUGGUGACAUUCUCUUGCAAUAUUGGGUAUGUUAUGCAAGGGCCAACAAAGGCACAGUGCCAGGCCAACAGACAGUGGAGCCAUCCUCCACCAGUGUGCAAAGUGGUGAACUGCUCUGAUCCUGGAAUUCCAGCCAAUUCCAAAAGAGAAAGUAAAAUAGAACAUGGAAAUUUCACCUAUGGCACUUUGGUAUUCUAUGACUGCAAUCCUGGGUAUUUCUUAUUUGGAUCUUCGGUUUUAAUAUGUCAACCAAAUGGACAGUGGGACAAACCUUUACCAGAAUGUAUCAUGAUUGACUGUGGACACCCUGGCGUUCCUCCUAAUGCAGUCCUGUCUGGUGAGAAGUACACCUUUGGGUCCACUGUUCACUAUUCCUGCACAGGAAAGCGUACCCUUCUAGGCCAGUCAUCAAGGACUUGCCAAUUAAACGGCCAUUGGAGUGGAUCACAACCUCAUUGUUCAGGUGAUGCUACUGGUACAUGUGGGGAUCCGGGUACUCCUGGGCAUGGUUCUAGACAGGAAAGUGAUUUCAGAACCAAAAGUUCUGUACGUUUUGCUUGUGAUAUUGGUUAUAUCCUUCAUGGCUCAGAAGAAAGAACAUGUUUAGCCAACGGCAGUUGGACUGGAAGGCAACCAGAAUGCAAAGCUGUACAGUGUGGCAACCCAGGAACGACAGCCAAUGGAAAAGUCUUUCGGAUUGAUGGUACCACGUUUUCCAGUUCAGUUAUCUAUUCCUGUAUGGAGGGAUAUAUCCUUUCUGGACCUUCUGUUAGACAGUGCACAGCCAAUGGAACAUGGUCUGGAACUUUGCCUAACUGUACAAUAAUCAGUUGUGGAGACCCAGGUAUACCAGCCAAUGGACUGAGAUAUGGAGAUGAUUAUGUGGUUGGACAAAAUGUCUCUUAUAUGUGCCAGCCAGGCUAUACAAUGGAAUUGAACGGUUCCAGAAUUAGGACUUGUACAACUAAUGGCACAUGGAGUGGAGUAAUGCCAACUUGUAGAGCUGUUACCUGCUCAACUCCUCCCCAGAUCUCUAAUGGAAGGUUGGAAGGAACAAAUUUUGACUGGGGCUUUAGUAUUAGCUACAUCUGUUCUCCAGGCUAUGAACUAUCCUUUCCUGCUAUUCUGACCUGUGUAGGGAACGGUACCUGGAGUGGAGAAGUACCACAGUGCUUACCCAAGUUCUGUGGUGACCCUGGUAUACCUGCGCAAGGGAAAAGAGAAGGCAAAAGCUUUAUAUACCAGUCGGAAGUUUCAUUUAGCUGCAAUUCUCCUUUCAUAUUAGUGGGAUCAAGCACCAGAAUAUGUCAGGCAGAUGGCAUGUGGAGUGGUUCGUCACCUCACUGCAUAGAACCCACCCGUACCUCAUGUGAAAAUCCAGGAGUCCCAAGGCAUGGAUCUCAGAACAAUACAUUUGGAUUUCAAGUAGGAAGUGUUGUGCAGUUCCAUUGCAAAAAAGGGCACCUUCUCCAAGGGUCUACAACACGCACUUGCCUUCCUGACCUCACAUGGAGUGGAAUUCAGCCUGAGUGCAUACCCCACAGCUGUAAACAACCAGAAACCCCUGCUCAUGCAAAUGUAGUAGGAAUGGACCUUCCAUCUCAUGGCUAUACACUCAUUUAUACCUGCCAGCCUGGCUUCUUCUUAGCAGGUGGAACAGAACAUAGAGUGUGUAGAUCUGAUAACACCUGGACAGGAAAAGUUCCUGUUUGUGAAGCUGGUUCCAAAAUAUUGGUGAAAGAUCCAAGACCUGCACUAGGAACACCCAGCCCAAAGCUAAGUGUUCCUGAUGAUGUGUUUGCCCAAAAUUAUAUAUGGAAAGGCUCUUACAAUUUCAAAGGAAGGAAACAACCCAUGACCUUGACAGUUACCAGUUUCAAUGCUUCCACUGGGAGAGUCAAUGCAACACUCAGCAAUAGCAACAUGGAACUGCUGCUUUCAGGGGUGUAUAAAAGCCAGGAAGCUCGCCUGAUGUUACAUAUCUACUUUAUUAAAGUACCAACUCAUGCUUCUGUGAAGAAAAUGAAGGAGGACAAUUGGGCCAUGGAUGGCUUUGUUUCUGCUGAGCCUGAUGGAGCUACUUAUGUAUUUCAAGGAUUUAUUCAGGGCAAAGAUUAUGGGCAAUUUGGACUACAAAGACUAGGACUAAACACGUCAGAAGGCUCAAAUUCUUCAAAUCAGCCUCAUGGUACAAACAGUAGUUCCGUGGCCAUUGCUAUUCUUGUGCCUUUUUUUGCACUUAUAUUUGCAGGAUUUGGAUUUUAUCUUUAUAAACAAAGGACUGCACCCAAAACACAGUAUACAGGAUGUUCAGUUCAUGAAAAUAACAAUGGUCAAGCAGCUUUUGAAAACCCCAUGUAUGAUACCAACGCAAAGUCAGUGGAAGGGAAGGCAGUACGAUUCGAUCCCAACUUGAACACAGUCUGCACAAUGGUAUAACUCGGCAACUCUUUGCCUUCUUCAGAAGCUUGGAAAUCGACACACAAAACAGUGCACAUUUAGUUCACUGCUAAACAAAUUAAAGCACACUUUUCAGGACUUGCUGGGUCACCUUUUCCUGAGGAAUGAUAGAGAAGAGUGUUUUUUCAUAAACUGGACCAUAAUUCUUCUUCAUGUUUACCAUGGAGAGUUUUACAGAAAUUUGGCUGCACUCUGAGAGUGCUUACUCACAGUUUAUUUGCUUUUUUUAAAAAGGAGAUUAUUCUAAAACAUAAACUUAUUUGCAUAUAUUGGAGGAGCAUCCACUAUCAGUAUUUCUGUGCUUUAUAAAGUAUAUUAGAGGGACUGGGUUUAAAAAAAAAGAUAUAGGGUAGAAAAUAAGAGCUAUACUUACAAGAGUCAAUAGAUCACUGACUUCUCUUUAACUGUCAUGAGCUACAUCAUACCCAUGAGUCUGUAUUUCACACCACUCUAUCCGCUAUCUAUUCUUGUUAAUUGAGUCAUUGUCUUCCUGAUUUCUAUGGUUAUUUCAGAUUGAGUCAUGUCCUGCAGUGUUUAUGAGCUAAUUUAUGCCACAGAAGAGAUAAGACUGCCUGCUCUGAUUUGACUCUUUCUGGUAUUUGUUCUUCGGUAUCAUAUUGCUAUUCUUUUUUUGGACUGGUUGUCACAGUUUCUGCAAAUGGCAAGAUCAUUGUGCUCUUCUCCCAAUUUCCCUCAUUAUGUUGUAACCAAUAUUAUUCCGUAAGCCUUGGGGCAGUGUUUAACACCUUGCUUCAAUCUGUUUUGUCACCCAGAAACCACUCUAGCUGGCAAAAUUAUCUAUAAUAAUGAUGAUUUUGCAGUUAUCUGAGACACCAAACUUACCAUCCUUUACCACACUUUCCAAAGUUUUUGAAAGACCAAACAGAACCUAUUAAUCUACUGUGUUUAGUCUAUGAUAUAUCCUAUUUUCCUUCCAUUUGAACCUCCAAAUUUAUUUCACAUCGUUUUGAACUUUUAUCAACAAUGAGUUAGCAAUGUAAGAUUUUAAGUUUUCAACUUUUAUCUAACAGUGAGUUAGACAUACAUUUUGGACCAGUCCAUAAAUACAAUGAUUACAAAAAAAUUUACACUUUCAAAUCACCAAUAUAAAUUUAUUUCCUAAAGUCAUAGAUUUUCCAAAUUUUCAUGUAUUUUAAACUUUCUAUACUCUUAUUCUUAAGAAGCAGGUUUCAGAUAUGACAGGCUUCUUUCAUCAUCAAAUUAAGAUUCACAUUUGCAGGUUAUUGGUGGCUCAUUUACAGCUGUAUCACAGCAAUGCCAGCAUAUUGAUUUAAUAGGCUGUUGUCUUCCUUUUCUAGCAUGUUUUACUUCAUUGAAUAAACUAUGUACCCAGUGUGAACUCUUUGUUGUUGUCCCUCUCAAAUAUGGAAAACUCUGUAAACAGUCUCGACUUUUUGUAUCAUGAGACAGAGUGCCUAAGAGAAAUCAUUGCACCCGGAAGCGCUGCUUGGAUCUAUCCCUACAACAUUUAGUGAAUUUCUUGUAAACCACUUUGAGAUACAUUGUUUUGGAAAUUCAUACAAUUUUCUCAACAUUGUACUCUACUGACAGGAUGCUGUUUUAAAUUUUAUGCCAUCAGUUAUUUAUUCUUGUUUAUUCAAAUGACUGCAAUAACAAUGAUUCAUUCAUUAAUGUUAAGGUUAAUACAUUUAAGAUCUUGUUUAAACAAUGUUUCUUCUGCAACUGGCUACUCCUCUUAUAUUAAUGCAUACACUUUUGUAAAGAAGUAUAUUUUUAUGAAAAAAAAACUUUGUAAAAGUAUGAUGUAAAUUUUCAGUGCAAUGUAAACAAAAUAAA